This is a messenger RNA of Cordyceps militaris CM01, 975 nucleotides long. RefSeq lists its product as uncharacterized. The record is from RefSeq and is a predicted model, not a curated record. The transcript is spliced from 6 exons. Lineage: Eukaryota; Fungi; Ascomycota; Sordariomycetes; Hypocreales; Cordycipitaceae. The coding region runs from base 1 to 975 and encodes 324 amino acids. Gene Ontology annotation, cellular component: lipid droplet; ascospore wall; prospore membrane.
AUGAGCUCCAACGCCUCCACGAGCGCCGUCGCCAACGGCGGCCAGCCCAAGUCGCGCGGCGCCCGUACCAUGGACGCCGUUGGUGAAAGGGCCAGCGAGAUCAUCAAGGAGGACUUUGGCAAUGCACGCAAGGUUGCGCUCGAGGCCAUGAAGAGCCGCGCGUACCUCUACCCGCUCAAGAAAGAGUCGCUAACCACCACCUACACACACAUUCAGGGCAUCGCCUACUUCCUGUCGCACCGGUCGCUGUGGAAGCCCUUUCUGUCGCGCCUCGGCCCCAUCCUGGCGCUCUCGGCCGGCGUCGUCACGUCCAUGUUCGCGUUUACGUACCUGCCGCAGCUGGCCGUGCUCGUGUUCGUCAACGGGCCGCUGGCUGUCUUCUCGACGGUGCUGCUAGUGCUGAGCGAGAGCUCGGCCAUCAUCAACGCUGUCUCGCGCGGAUGGCUGCUGCAGGACGCCAUCCUGGACACGUUUGACGGCACGCUCGUGGCGCGCGACGCGACCGCCAUUGUCGGCGAGGGCCGCGAGCUCCGGCCCGGCCGCGACCCCAUGGCCCGCCUCGGCAAGGUGCUGCGCAGCCCGUUUGACAAGUUUGGCCCCAAGGCCAUGAUCCGGUACCUGAUGUACCUGCCGCUCAACUUUAUCCCCAUUGUCGGCACCGUGGCGUUUGUGUUCUUGCAAGGUCGCAACCGCGGACGUUCGGUUCAUGAGAGGUACUUUCAGUUGAAGAAGUGGACCGAUGCGCAAAAGUCGAAAUGGGUCGACACGCAUGUCGGGGCGUAUACAUCGUUCGGUCUUGUCGCCACCGUCUUGGAAAUGGUCCCCAUCGCGAGCAUGUUCUUUACGUAUACCAACACCGUCGGCGCGGCCCUGUGGGCGGCCGACCUGGAGGCGCACAGCACGUCGCUGACAAAGGAGACGGCGCCGAAUCUGCGCGCGGCAGCCGACAAGGCAACGGAAAAGUCGGAGCUGUAA